ACGCACGCGAUGACGAACGUGGCGUGGAGCAAGGAGCUGCGCGCGUGGUACGCGGCGAACAGCCACAAGGGGCUGGUGUUCACCAACCUCAACACGCUGCACGGCACCGUCGUGCUCACGGGGCAGCAGGUGCUGACGAACGACGCUCGCAACGACCCCAGGUCGAGAGGAGUCCCUCCAGGCCACCCUUUGAUCGACAAGUUCAUGGGCAUCCCCCUCUACACCGGCACCGAGCUCAUCGGCGUCUUUGCCGUCGCCAACCGGGCGGCGGGGUAUGACGAGCAGCUCGUGAAGGAGAUCGAGCCGCUCACCAUGACCAUCGCCCAGAUGAUCUAUGCCGUGAAUGAGCGGAAGAGGAGGAAGGAGGCGGAGCUUCACUUGUCGAGCGUAGUGCAGGUGGCAAAGGAGGGAAUCAUGUCCCUGGCCCACAGCGGCCAUGUGACGUCAAUGAACCUCUCAGCGCGGCAGAUGUUUGGCUUCGCGCAGCCGGGGGACGCGCCCCUGCCGGGCAGCAUGCGCGAGGGCGUGGCGGCGCCCGCCAACCUGCAGCUCAAGGACCUGCUCGUGGAGAUCGAUGGGCACCGCGACAUGCUCACUGCUGGAGGGCUGGACCACGCGUCAGGGCAGGUGCACAAGGGCACGGGGUUCCGCACGGACGGCAGCACGUUCCCCCUCGAGAUCUCGCUGUCCAAGGGCAACUACGACACCGUCUUCUAUGUCGCCGUGCUCAGAGACAUCUCCGAACGACUCGAGGCGGAGAAGAAGCUCAAGGAGAGCGAGGAGCGGUGGCUGUAUGCGCUGUCGGGCAGUGAUGACGGCGUGUGGGACUGGAACGUGCGCGACAACACCAUGUUCUUCUCCGACCGCUGGAAGCAGAUGCUCGGCUACGAGCCGGGCGACAUUGGUUCGACGCUAGACGACUGGGAGCGGCUGCUCCACCCGGAGGACAAGGACCGCGCGUACGCGGACCUGAAGGAGCAUCUGGACGGCGUGACGGCGCAGUUUGUGAACGAGCAGCGGCUGCGGUGCAAGGACGGGUCGUGGCGGUGGUUCCUGCACCGCGGCAAGCUGCUCUCCAAGACGGACGACGGGGAACCGCUGCGCUUUGUGGGCACGCACACGGACAUCACGGAUAGGAAGGUUGCGGAGCAGGCGAUGAUGGAUGCCAAGGACGAGGCUGAGAGGGUGUCUCGGGCCAAAGCAGAUUUCCUCGCCACAAUGAGCCACGAGAUCAGGACACCCAUGAACGGCGUGGUGGGCAUGACAGCCCUGCUCCUCGACACAGACUUAACCCCCGAGCAGCGCGACCGCGUGGUGACCAUUCGAGACUCGGGAGACAUGCUGCUGCAGAUCAUCAACGACAUCCUCGACUACUCCAAGAUCGAGUCGGGCAAGCUGGACAUGGAGCAGACGCUCUUCAACGUCGUUCAAGCAGUAGAGAGGGUCGCGGAGCUGCUCAUUCACAACGCCGAGUCCAAGGGGUUAGAUAUCGUCAUUGAGAUCGAGCCGGACACGCCCGUGUUCCUGGUGGGGGACGCCGGGCGCACGCUGCAGGUGCUGAUUAAUCUGGUGUCGAAUGCGAUUAAGUUCACUGAGAAGGGGUAUGUGAAGUUUCGGUUGGAGGCGGAGAUCGGCGCGCCGUGCCUGCUGCAGCUUCCCUCCUCCACCUCCGCCUCUUCCGCCGCUGCUGCUGCUGCUGCCGCUGCUGCUGCAGCGGGGGGUGCGGCUGGGUCCCCUUUCAGGGAGUCUCCUGGUGCGAGUGGCACGAACAGUCCCGCGCACGGGGCGUCAGGGAGCAUAGGGGCGGCGAUGCUGGCAGCGCAGCAGGAGGCGCGGGCGGCACGGGCACGCGCGCAGGAGGCAGCGGCGGCACAGGAGGCGGGGGUGCUGUACUGGGUGUGCCACGUCAGCGACACGGGGAUUGGUAUUCCCAAGGAGCGCAUUGGCCGACUUUUCACCAAGUUUUCGCAGGUGGACGCAUCCACAACACGAAGGUUCGGAGGAACAGGGCUCGGCCUAGCCAUCUCAAAGCAGCUGGUGGAGCUGAUGGGCGGCCGCAUCUCAGUGCACAGCGAGUUCCGCCGAGGCUCCACCUUCACAGUGCGCCUGCCCGUCAACACCCACCACCCCGCCUACGCCACCGUCGCCGCGCUCAACCCGCCGCUCCCCACACCCUCCACGCCCUCAGCCCACUCGAGCCACUCCGCGUCGCUGCUCUCCCCGGAGUCCCCUGCUGCGGCCGGCACGCCGUCCAAGGCGCCGCCCUCCUCGUCCGGCCCGCUGCCCGUGCCGCUGGUUGUGCCUCCGGAGUUCCAAUCCAUUCGUGUGCUGCUCGUCAGCCCUCUGGAGGUGACAGUGAGCGCCAUGCAGAAGCAGCUGGAGGCAUGGAAGGUGCCGCACGCGUGCCUCACCUGCACGCCAGAGGAGGCCUUCCUCAAACGCCUCCCGGCCGGCACUCUGCCGCCCUCGCCGCCCCUGCCAGCCGGCCAACCAGCGCCCGGCACGUGGCGAGACGGGUCGGCGCGCAAGGGGCUGGCAGAGGAUUACGAUUUGAUUGUGAUUGACUGCUCCAACAAGCCGCAGCUCAUUGACCCCAUGUCCUCUGCGGUGUUGGAGAUGCUAGGUCGGGAGCGAGUGGGGGUGGUGGUGCUGCUGAAGCGGUCGCAGGUGACGGAGAGGACAGAGGGCGAGCUCAAGGCUGUGCGCUACUGGCGUGACCGCUGCCCCGCCAUGCUCAAUAAGCCCAUGGUGCGCCCCAAGGCACUGCUGGAAGCCAUGGAAUCGGCCAUGCAGAGCACACCGGGCGGCGAGGGGCUGUUCCUGUCGUCGGGGCGGCGCCGGCAGCAGCCGCGGCCCGCUGCUCGGAGCAUGGGGCCCAAGCUGAGUGGCCGCAUCCUGCUGGCAGAAGACAACCUGAUAAACCAGAAGGUGGCCAAGUCGAUGCUGGCACAGCUGGGGGUGAGCAUAGACAUCGCCAACAAUGGCGUGGAGGCCGUCAGCCUCUUCCAGAAGAACAAAUACAACCUCAUCCUCAUGGACUGCCAGAUGCCGGAGAUGGAUGGAUGGGCAGCCAGUCGCAGGAUCAGGGAGCUGGAGGCACAGCAGGCACAGCCAUCCGUCACCAUCGUCGCUCUUACGGCCAACGCUCUCAAGGGCGACAGGGAGCAGUGCCUGGCUGCCGGCAUGACAGACUACAUGUCCAAGCCUGUCAGCAAGGCCGCUCUGGAAAGGGUCCUCAGGCAAUACCUUGACAAGGCAUCAACUGAGGGAGGCGUGAAAUGA
Closterium sp. Naga37s-1 is the source of this 3282-nucleotide messenger RNA. The record is from the annotation of a GenBank genome assembly. NCBI's taxonomy places the organism in Eukaryota, Viridiplantae, Streptophyta, Zygnematophyceae, Desmidiales, Closteriaceae.